Paramecium tetraurelia is the source of this 1947-nucleotide messenger RNA. RefSeq lists its product as uncharacterized. The record is from RefSeq and is a predicted model, not a curated record. The transcript has 3 exons. NCBI's taxonomy places the organism in Eukaryota, Ciliophora, Oligohymenophorea, Peniculida, Parameciidae.
AUGAUUGAAGAAGAGGAUUCCACCUUCAGGGUGAUUGUGAUAUUGCUCAACUCAUUGUCUUUCACCUUUACUAUUUUUAUGUUGUUGUUUAUUUGCACAAUAAAACAGCUUCACGAGAGACAAGGUCACACGAUUCAAAUUGUACUCAUUUUAGAAUGCAUGUACUCAUUUUUCUUAAUUCUGUCGCAAUUUUAUUUUGAUGAAACGGACGUGUACGAAACAACAUUUUUGGUGAGCACAGAUGGUGCAGGUUGCCUUACUAUAGGGAUACUGAAUGUGUUCACAUCCUUUGCUUAUUUCACAAAUAUCAACCUCUACUCUUUGGAAUCGGUAGGGAUUUUGAGCUCUAGAUUCACAAAAAAUUACAAAAUAAGACAUUUGGCUGUUGUGUCAGGUUCUACAUUUUUUGCAUUUUUGGCUCUGUUGUCGAAAGCCAUAGGAUUCAACAAAAUCGGUAUGUGUUCCCUGCUCCCUGGGAAUUUAUUUACAGUAUUCUUGUUGAUACUUACAUCUGUCACCUUCAUCAUAAUAGUUUGGACUUGUACAUAAAUUCAUCGAUUACGAAAAGUGUUGGGCAAAGACUUGACUUCGCACAUCCAGGAAAAAAAGUACAACGUGAAUUUGAUCUACAUCAUAACUUUCCUGAUCAUUAGAAUACUACCGGUAUUGGUCUUGACCAUCAUAUCCUUGGCAGACAGCGACACGCAAACGUACACCGCAGCGUUCUAUGUAUUGGCAAUCCCGAUGUCAUUAGGAGGAGUGUGUCUGAGUUUGAUCAGAUCUCAAGAACCAACGAUUCAAGAUUAUUUGAACAGGAGAAUGCAAAGAUAAAAAUCCGGAAUUGUGGAACUUUCGUUGCCCAAAGUGGAAGUCAGAGCCUUGAGCGAUACCAUUUCGAAUUUGAGCACGGAAUCGCAAAUAAUCAAAACUCACUAUUUCUCGUACCUUCAGGGAACAACAAGGGACAACAGUGUGGCCUAUCGGAAGACUUGUCUGGACAAUGAAGAAUUGGUUGCAAAGCUGACAUCUCAGAUGGAAAAUAAUCAGACAAAGUUGAAAUUGAGUGAAUUCUUGCUCGUAUUCAAAAUAAUCCGAGAAAUGAACGUCGAUGUGGUCGUACCUUCAAUCACCUCCAUCCUCACUCAUUAUCACAUGAAGCACAUGCGACAGAGGAUCUUGUACUUCGAUAGUGAUGCUUCCCUCAAUGCAUCCGAGAUCGUGUGCACCAGCUACUCGGAAUCUGUUUUCUUAUAAAUAUAAUCAAUCGAUUCAUUUAUGACAUCAUUUGAUGAACAAUCAAAUAAAGUUUUUGUAGAGUCAUUACACAAUUCAAGAUUGAAAUUAUAAACAAACAUCCUAACCACAUACGAUGGAGAAGUACUUAUCUCCAUUAUUAAUAAUUAAGCCAAGAGAUAUUUAACAAGGCAUCUGCUCUCAGCUAUUUACAAUCUGAGCACCUAAGCCUCAAGAUCCUUCAUCCCUCCCAUGAUAGGACUCUACUCUAUUGUAAACGAGAGUAAUCAAUACUCAAUCCUCAUCCAGAGAAAUCUGCUCAACGCCAUCAUGCUAGAACAACAGGGCUUCAAAAUCUAAGGCUUCUUCACCUAUCAGCUCGGCCAAGUCGAUGAGGAAAUCAAAGGAGGCAACGACAUCUACGCCAAAAUCAAGAUGAACCCCAAAGUCAAACAGGAAUUCCUCAACACUCUCAACCAAGACCUCGCAAUCCUCAGAGACCAGUUCCUCUGGGGCUACUCCUUCAACGUCAUCUACUUGGAAGGCGAAGAGAAAACCAACAUUCUCCCAAACAUGUACAAGACUCGCAACGGCUACGCAAUCGCCAGUUUGGGAGGAGUCCUGGAUCAGUUCUGGAUCUCCCACAAUGAGUCCUCUGCCCAUCCAGAACUCUACGCAUCUUAAUUAGCUUAACAAAUUGAUUUAUUAUUAUGA